UGGCUUGGUAAUAUUGGAUUAGGCGGGGAAGCCCUUUCAUUACCGUACACAAAGAUCCAGACAAGGCAAGAACCUCUUGCAUUGUGGUUGGGGCCGUAUGGAUCGGCAACGAACUCAGAGUCCGGUUUCUAUCCGCCAUUGGAGCAGCGAAUCUGGCAUCACUUCGCCGGCACGUAAUGGCCAUGCUCGCUCUUCUUCCGCCUCUGGAAUCUCCAGCAUCAAAAGGGCCCAGAAUGUCGCUGCUAAAGCUGCCGCUCAGCGUCUUGCUCAGGUCAUGGCGUCUCAGACUCCUGACGACGAUGAAGAAGACGAUUACGAUUUAGGAUUUCGCUACACUCCUCCUCCUCCUCUGUCUCUUUCCAGGACUAGUAAAUCCUCUGUUCCUCCUGCCACAACUAACAGAUCUCCAUCCCCUGCGUUAGCUCGGAACUUGGUAGAUGAAACAACAUCAGCACGAUCAGCAUCAACUGGAAAACCUUCAAUGUCUGUUCGUCAAGCAGCUAUUAUACCACCCAAUAGACCGCAGCCAAAGGCCCCAGCUCCUGUUCCACCAAUGGAGCCCUCUCUUAUUAAGCCCAAAGAUAUUAAACCUAAAGAUAAAAGAUUUGCAUUGGAUCCUGAACUUGUUAAACCAAAAGCGUCUGAAGAUGAGCAUGACGCUUCUGCUCUUCGUGAUGAGCUUGAUAUGCUACAAGAAGAGAAUGAGAGUGUUCUUGAGAAGCUCAGAUUUGAGGAAGAGAGAUGUGAUGAGGCCGAGGCCAGAGUUAGGGAGCUUGAAAAACAGGUUGCUGCCCUUGGAGAAGGUGUAUCUUUGGAAGCUAAACUCUUGAGCAGAAAAGAAGCAGUGUUCCGUCAGAGAGAGGCUGCAUUAAAAAAUGCAAAAGACUCUAAGGAUGUAGUCAAUAAGGAAAUAACAUCUCUACAUGGUGAAGUUGAGAAUGCAAAAGCUGAAGCUGUAGCUGCAGCUAGUCAGCUUCACCGGGCUGAAUCUGAAGUGAAAGCUCUUCAGUCAAUGACACAAAGAAUGGUAUUAACUCAGAAAGAAAUGGAAGAAGUUGUUCUCAAGAGGUGUUGGCUUGCACGAUAUUGGGGUUUAGCUACAAAAUAUGGUAUCUGUGCAGAUGUUGCUGUUUCCAAGUAUGAACAUUGGUCAUCCCUAGCCCCUCUUCCAUUUGAGGUUGUUGUUUCUGCGGGACAGAAAGCUAAGGAGGAAUGCUGGGAAAAAGAAGGUGAGGAUGCAUUUGAUAAGAGGAGAAAACUUGUUCAAGACUUGAGUGAUCUCACUGGAGAGGGAAAUAUUGAAAGUAUGCUUUCAAUUGAAAUGGGGCUGAAGGAGCUUGCUUCCUUGAAGGUUGAGGAUGCUAUUGUGCUUGCAUUCGCCCAACAACGACGUCCAAAUUCUACUCGACAAUCCAUUUCAGAUCUUAAAUCACCACAGGAUCCCAAGUUUAUGGAGGCCUUUGAAUUGAGUCCAGAGGAGUCUGAGGAUGUUCUCUUUAAAGAGGCUUGGCUGACAUAUUUUUGGAGGAGAGCCAAGGCUCACAAUAUAGAGGAGGGCAUUGCUAAUGAGCGUCUUCAGUUUUGGAUCAGUCGGAGUCGACAUUCACCUACUUCGCAUGAUGCUGUUGAUGUGGAGCAGGGACUUGUGGAACUUAGGAAGUUGGGAAUUGAGCAUCGACUUUGGGAAGCAUCCAGGAAAGUUUAUCAAGAUAUUCACGGCAGUUGACUGCUUUGCCUGAGCAUUUCUGCUAAACCUCGUUUGAGGGAUAUAUUGAUAUAUCGUACAAUAUACAAACUUCUUUCUGGAUCUUGGACACUUCCACCCUCCUCCGCAAGUUGUUUAGAGAGGUUGGUUAUGCUGAAGGUUCUUGUCUAAUCACUUUUUCUUGUACAUAACUGUUACCUGAACGGGGGAUGGAUUCCACGCUUUCUAGCAAUAAUAUUAACUUUGCUAA
Molecule: messenger RNA, 1955 nt
Organism: Neltuma alba
Lineage: Eukaryota; Viridiplantae; Streptophyta; Magnoliopsida; Fabales; Fabaceae
Product: coiled-coil domain-containing protein SCD2
Exons: 17
Coding region: 98-1726 (542 amino acids)
Biological process (GO): cytokinesis by cell plate formation
Source: RefSeq, a predicted model, not a curated record